This is a messenger RNA of Hyaena hyaena (striped hyena), 987 nucleotides long. Its product is annotated as coiled-coil domain-containing protein 7-like. The record is from RefSeq and is a predicted model, not a curated record. The annotation marks the transcript as partial. NCBI's taxonomy places the organism in Eukaryota, Metazoa, Chordata, Mammalia, Carnivora, Hyaenidae. The transcript is spliced from 9 exons.
CUGUAGCUCAAAGUAAAGUACCUGAAAGUCCUGAGCGUGAGCCUCAAGAGUCAGUGUCCAAAACCCAACUGCAAGGAAAGAGACCAAAAAGUACUAAAGAGGAAAGACUCACCCCUCACUUUGGAAUGCCAGAUGAAAAUCUAAUGCUUGUGAAUCAAGAUUCAGUGCCAAGACCCCAAGAGCAAGUAGAGAAACAAACAACCUUCAGACAGGAAAGGCACCAUUCUCAUUUUGGCAUACCAGAUGUAAAUCUUCUGUUUGUGAAUCAAGAUUCAGGAGCAAAAUCCCAAGUGCAAGUAAAGAAACAAAUAACUUACAGAGAGGAAAGACGCAGAACAUUUCCUCUUGAAAAGCAAAAAAGUAAUAUCGUGUCACAGGAAAAUCAAUUUUCUGAGAAGAAAGUUUCAUUUAUAAGAAACAAAGUUCAACUUAAGAAACUUGAAGCUACUAGAAAUAUGAAACUUGAUAAGUCUAUUUUUGUAGCUGAGAAAAUGGAUGAAAAAGCUGGUAAAAAUCUUUCACCUGAAGAUAAUGAAGUUUUAAUCUCAAAAGGCUCAUCUCAAAUUAAGACACUUGGAGCUACCAGAAAACUGGAACAUACUGAUCAGGAUAUGGAUGAACCCUCAGAUUUUACCCCUGAAGAUCUAAAACUUACUAUAGGAUACAAGGAUCAAAGACAAACAAGUGGAGUUUACCAAUCUCAAAGAUUGAAUGUUAAAAAUGAAGUAACCUCAGAACUUCCAGAUACAGCAGAUCUUCCACCAAUGAAUCCAUCAAUUAGUGAUCUAAUACUUCAGUUAGGUUUAAACAAAGUCAUAGAAACUGAUAUAGAACACCUGAAAAAUCCCAUUGAAAGACGUAUAUUGGUGAAGGAAAAGAAGAUACAAGCACAGAAUCUCCCUGAUACUGAUAAAGAAUACCUCCUAGGUACUACUGGAAGAAGUACAAUAAAGAGAGAAAUCAAGACAGAGUCAAAGAGUCAUCCUG